AUGCUGAGGACCGCCCUACUAGGCUUCGAGUCCCCCUUGCGCCAGGCGACGGCUCGCGGCUUCACAAGCUCCAAGCUCAGCUCGCGUCUGCUCAAUGCGCUGCACCCGACAGCGCGUUCUCAGCUGCUACACAGACGCCCCAAUGCAGCGGAGCAGCAAAUUCGACAACAAUACCAUUAUCGCUCGAGUAGCCGACGCGAGAGUCGUGCCGUCUCGGGCGAUGUGGUGGUGCUAGGCCUCAUCUCCGCCAACGCCGCGGUCACCAUCGGCUGGAUGCGCACACAGGCUCCAUCACCGAGACACCCGGCACAGCAGCUGCGCAGUUUCCAGCCAUCUAUGAGGACAAUGCUCACGCACUUCACCACGUCCACGCAGCACCUGCAGGAUGGGCGAUACUACACGCUGCUGACCUCCAUGUUCAGCCAGGCGACUCUAGGGCAUUUGGGCGCCAAUAUGCUUGGGCUUUACUUCUUUGGAAGACAGUUGUGCGACUUGCUGGGCCACAGGAAGUUUCUCGGACUGUACCUCGCGAGCGGCGUGCUCUCGUCCGCUGCGGCGGUGUAUGAACAGCACUUGUCCGGACGACUGACCUACAAUCUAGGCGCGAGUGGAGCAGUAAACGCCAUCACGGCCAUGAAUAUUUUGCUGCUCCCGCACGGCACGCUCCUCAUCUUCGGCAUCAUUCCCAUGCCAGCGUGGCUCGGUGGUUCGCUCUUCAUCUUCAAGGACGCGUACUCGUUCGCGACAGACCGACAGGAUGGCAUCGGCCAUGUGGCACACCUCAGUGGUGCGGCCGUUGGAGCGGCGUACUACUACUACCUGCGUCGCGGAGGUUUCCGCAGCUUUCGUCGCUUCUGA
Messenger RNA from Phytophthora infestans T30-4, 858 nucleotides. RefSeq names its product serine protease family S54, putative. NCBI's taxonomy places the organism in Eukaryota, Oomycota, Peronosporomycetes, Peronosporales, Peronosporaceae. Gene Ontology annotation, molecular function: serine-type endopeptidase activity. Gene Ontology annotation, cellular component: membrane. The transcript has a single exon. The coding region runs from base 1 to 858 and encodes 285 amino acids. The record is from RefSeq and is a predicted model, not a curated record.